GGGAGGCUCAGAGGGACGCACUUGAUCUCUCCUGAUCUCCCCUGUAGCCUGCCUGAGCUUUCUCGGGAGGGGAAGGACAGAACCCAGCCCAGUAACCAUGUCGAGGGCUGUAAGUUUCAGUUCUCGCUCGGCUGCUCCCCCAGGGGGCUUUAGACAGGUCCGAGUCAGCACUGUCUCCUCGACCCGUGCCUUGGGCGGGGGUGCCAGCUUGGGAAGGGCAGGUGGCUUUGGCAGCUCCAGUCUCUAUAGCCUAGGCUCUGCCAACAAGAGGAUUUCGCUGGGCGCUGGAGGAGGCAGCUCCUACAGCGUCCACUCUGGAUAUGGGCUGGGCGCUGGGUUUGGCGCAGGAGCCGGUGGUGGGUUCACACCUGCCAGCAUCCAAGAGGUGACCAUCAACCAGAGCCUCCUGACGCCCCUCAACGUGCAGAUCGACCCCACCCUCCAGAUGGUCCGUAAAGAGGAGAAGGAGCAGAUCAAGACCCUCAACAACAAAUUCGCCUCCUUCAUCGACAAGGUCCGCUUCCUGGAGCAGCAAAACAAAAUACUGGAGACCAAAUGGAGCCUCCUGCAGGACCAAAAGACCACCCGCAGCAACAUUGCUCCCAUGUUUGAGGCCUACAUCAACAACCUGCGGAGGCAGCUCGACGGGUGGCUGAAUGACAAAGGGCGCCUGGAGGGCGAGUUGAAGAACAUGCAGGAUCUUGUGGAGGAUUUCAGGAACAAGUAUGAAGAUGAAAUCAACAAGCGCACGACAGCAGAGAAUGAGUUUGUCGUUCUUAAAAAGGAUGUCGAUGCUUCCUACAUGAACAAGGUGGAGCUGGAGGCCAAGGUAGAUGCCUUAACCGAUGAGAUCAACUUCCUGAGGUCUCUCUACGAAGCAGAACUUCGUGAACUGCAGGCACAGGUCUCUGACACCUCUGUGGUCCUCACCAUGGACAACAGCCGAAACCUGGAUAUGGACAGCAUCAUCGCUGAGGUCAAAGCGCAGUACGAGGAAAUGGCCAACAAGAGCCGAAUGGAAGCUGAAUCCUGGUACCAAACCAAGUUUGAGACGCUGCAGGCCACUGCGGGGAAACACGGCGAUGAACUGCGCAACACCAAGACCGAGAUCACGGAGAUUAACCGCAUGAUCCACAGACUGCAGGCUGAAAUUGACAACGUGAAAAGCCAGCGUGCCAAGCUGGAGGCAGCCAUUGCUGAGGCUGAGGAACGUGGCGAGAGGGCCAUCAAAGACGCCAUGGCAAAACAGGAGGAGCUGGAGGCUGCCCUGAAUAAAGCCAAGCAGGACAUGGCCCGCCAGCUGCGGGAGUACCAAGAUCUGAUGAACGUCAAGCUGGCCCUGGAUAUCGAGAUCGCCACCUACAGAAAGCUGCUGGAGGGAGAAGAGAGCAGGUUGGCUGGGGACCACGUUGGCAGUGUCAGCAUCUCUGUGGUCAAUUCUAGUGCUGGAGGCGGAUACAGCAGCGCGAGUGGGUAUGGCUUUGGAGGAGGAACUGGCCUGGGAAGCGGAAUGGGCAGCGGGGGACUCUCCUUUUCCUCCGGAGGGAGUCCUGGUGGUAUGAAAGCGUACUCUCUGAGGACGACCUCUUUCAGAAGAAGAAGUGACAGGAACUAAGCUCCAAAAACCAAGCUCAUCACUGCCAGAAUAUGAGUACAAAAAUAAAUAAAUGGCAUAGAAAGACAAAGGUUUUAUUGUCUCCUAACAGCCAAACUGGUUGCAAAAUUGUGCAGUGAUGAAUGAAAUGCCAGUAAGAUACAUCACAGUGCAUGACCCCACCGCAGACAGCCCAGGGCUUGACUCUGCCCCAUUGAGCUUUGCCACCAAGAGCAGGAUCUAGGGUGAAAUUCACCGCUGUGCAGAGGGCAGGAUAAUGCCUACACGUGACUUAAGUCCUACUAUAGCCCUUUGUCUGGCUCUUUGCAUGAAGGUGAAUUUCACCCACCCAAAGGCAAAACCAUUUGAACAUCAAGUUUUUCUAAAUUUCUGCUGGGAUUUUUCAAAUGAGCCCAAGCGAAUAAGGUGCUGAACUCCCUCUGAAUAGGAUUUGGGCACCUAAACCCCCUAGGCUGUUUUGAAAACCCCAGCUCUUAGUUAAGAAUCCAAAAAUGUUUUGUUAAAAAAGAAGUUGGCUUCUUUCUUUCUUUCUUUCUUUCUUUCUUUCUUUCUUUCUUUCUUUCUACAGAAAAAAAUGCAGACAUUUAAAUUUGGCUUUUUAGAAUGCAGAAAUUCACGCACACACAGUGAAGUUUGAAGGGCAUAAAAUUGCCCAAAACUAAAUGUCCAAAAAAUUACUUUAAAUUUUGCAGUACAUUCUUCAGCCUUGGGCCUCUCUUCUGGCCACUCUUUUUUCAAUCUGGUAUGCUGGAUCAAAAAUAAAUAGCUUCCGUUUAUUUCCACCAUUCCAAGAGAAUACAUGGUGCCAUGGCCCAUAAGAGUUUACUUUGUUAUUUCAGUACAAACUGCAUUGACAAUCUUCUUUUAAAAGCGUGCAGAGAGUGGGAAUUAAUUUGUUUCACCACAAAAUGUAAGCAAUACGGUUACUACAUUCUGUUCUCACUUACACUGGUGCAAAUCAGGAGUGACUCCAUAAAAGCCUCUGGAAUUGUAUAGACAUAAAAGUGAGGCAAGUGAGAGGAGAACCAAGCCCAAAGAGUUUAUCUAUGGUAGAAAUAUUUAGGGACUCUUGAAGCUUGUAUUGUCAUUUAUAUGGGUGCAAAGUGCUGUCAAUCAGACAGGUGGUGUUUGACACUCUGCAACUCCUUUGCUUAAUUGUAAAUGAUGACAUAAGUCGCAAACACUGGGAUCUUACUCCAUACACCUUUAAUAUCACAUGCAGCAGACAAUGGACCAGAUACACUUCUGGUGUAAAUCAGCAUAGCAUUGGCUUCAGUGGAGUUAUACACAUUUAUACCGGCUGAAAUUCUGGCCCAAGGAGGGCUUCAGAUUCCUCUCACACACAAAGUGCUAGUCUGUUGACUUCAGCAGAGAUAUGCUUGAUUUUCCUAAGUCUGACUGAAUUCAUUUUCAUCCAAGCACCCAACCCAUCAGCUGGUAUAAAUCGAUGUCACUUUAUUAACUUCAGAGGAGGUGUGCUACUUACUCCAGCUGAGGAUCUGCCACUAAAAGUCUAGUUGUCGUCGCUUUCCGAUGCAGAUUUUUCCCACGCUCUUCCUCUUUUGUUACUCUGCAGUUUAUACAGCGAAUGCCUUGUCUUCCCAGUUCUUUUGUGGUUUUGCUACAACAUGGGUGAUGUCAUUUGGCCCAGAGGGCUUUGUGGCUGCAGUGUAAGAAAGAAUGAAUAAAAAGCUUAUGGGUUGGGAAUUGUAAUGAAGAACAGAGACCUGCUUGACUGUCCCUGAUUGCCAUAAAAGAAGCUGGAGUGCGGCUAGAAAUUGCUCAGAUAUCUUUAGGUUACUAUCAGUGCUAUACUUAUUCUAUCUUUGGGUUCAGAUGCUUAAGAUAGUAAUAGGGCUGGUAUUGAUCUCAUUGACACCAAUACAAUACCACAAUGCCUCCACCAAAGCAUUAGAAAGUAUUAAAAAACUGGCCCGAGGAGUGAGAAUUGUUUCCUUGAUUCUGAGGUCUCUGCCAGAGCUAAGGAAGAUCAUGCUCUGCCCUUGUUUAAGAGGGGGGAUAUGAUAGACUAUAAAAUCAUGAAUGGUGCGGGAAAAGUGAGUAGGGGCGUGUUUUUUGCCCCUUCCCAUAAUACAAAAACUCAGGAUCACCCAGUGAAAUGAAUUGGCAGAAGGUUUAACGCAAACAAGAGCAAAUAGUUUUUCACCCAAUGCACAAUUAUCCUGCACAUUGUAGGGAGAGUGGUCACUUUGGAUAAGCUAUUACCAGCAGGAGAGUGAGUUUGUGUGUGUGGUUUUUGGAGGGGGGUGAGGGAGUGAGAGAACCUGGAUUUGUGCAGGAAAUGGCCCACCUUGAUUAUCAUACACAUUGUGAAGAGAUGUUUCAGAGUAGCAGCCGUGUUAGUCUGUAUUCGCAAAAAGAAAAGGAGUACUUGUAGCACCUUAGAGACUAACCAAUUUAUUUGAGCAUGAGCUUUCGUGAGCUACAGCUCACUUCAUCAGAUGUAUGUAGCUCACGAAAGCUCAUGCUCAAAUAAAUUGGUUAGUCUCUAAGGUGCUACAAGUCCUCCUUUUCUUAUUGUGAAGAGAGUGGUCACUUUGGAUGGGCUAUUACCAGCAGGAGAGUGAGUUUGUGUGUGGGGCGGCGGAGGGUGAGAAAACCUGGAUUUGUGCUGGAAAUGACCCAACUUGAUCACUUUAGAUAAGCUAUUACCAGCAAGACAGUGGGGUGGGAGGAGGUAUUGUUUCAUGGUCUCUGUGUGUAUAUAAUGUCUUCUGCAGUUUCCACGGUAUGCAUCCGAUGAAGUGAGCUGUAGCUCAUGAAAGCUCAUGCUCAAAUAAAUUGGUUAGUCUCUAAGGUGCCACAAGUCCUCCUUUUCUUUUUGCGAAUACAGACUAACACGGCUGUUACUCUGAAACCUGUGGAACUUGUUGCCAGGAGAUGUUGUGAUGGCCAAAAGUGUAACUGGGUUCAACAAAGAGCUAAAGAAGUUAACGGAGGAUAGGUCCAUCCAUGGCUUUUAGCCAAGAUGGUCAGGGAUGCAAUUCCGUGCUUGAGGCAAUCCUAAACCUCUGACUGCCAGAAGCUGGGAGGGGAAAAAGAAAGAGGUGGAUCUGUCCACGUCUGUUCUGUACACUCCCCCUGAAGCUCUGGUACUGGUCACUGUUGCAGACAGGAUACUGGGCUAGGUGUGUUCUUAUUUCAUUACAAUAACUGGCUAUGCCAGUCAAGACAGGUCUUUAGGUUUAAAUGUCUCAUGGAAAUAACUAAUUACCCCAUUCACAUUUGUUGUUGUUGUGACUGUAUGAGAGACAAAACAAAAAUCCCUGCAAAGAAUUUUGUGUUGCAUUAUCAACCAUAUCUUCUCUGCAAUGUAGCUGCGGUUGAAGUUUCCUGAGUUUGUGAUAUGGGAGUGUGCAUCAUGCCUUUAAUAAAGUUAACCCAUUGUAGUCAUUUGCAA
This is a messenger RNA of Caretta caretta (loggerhead turtle), 5036 nucleotides long. Its product is annotated as keratin, type II cytoskeletal cochleal-like. Gene Ontology annotation, biological process: keratinization; intermediate filament organization. The record is from RefSeq and is a predicted model, not a curated record. Gene Ontology annotation, molecular function: structural constituent of skin epidermis. NCBI's taxonomy places the organism in Eukaryota, Metazoa, Chordata, Testudines, Cheloniidae. Gene Ontology annotation, cellular component: keratin filament.